This is a messenger RNA of Dermatophagoides farinae (American house dust mite), 1149 nucleotides long. The record is from RefSeq and is a predicted model, not a curated record. NCBI's taxonomy places the organism in Eukaryota, Metazoa, Arthropoda, Arachnida, Sarcoptiformes, Pyroglyphidae.
AUGGUUCUUGAGAAACACAAAAAACGCUCUGACAAACAAUCAUCCAUUGUUUGCGAAGAUGAUGAUAUUCAAAAAAUUGAAACAAUUUAUGAUGGCGAUAAUUCUCGAUUCAACGUGGAGCAAUCGGCCUGGAAACGACCACUCAAAUGGUCCAAUAUAAUCAUUCUGUCUAUCUUGCAUAUUGCCUUCAUUGUUUGUUACGUAGACGUUUGCAUCUCUCUUUUCCAUAUUGAAACAGCAGUGUUUUCAAUUGUUAUUGGUGCCAUGUCUGGUAUUGCCACAUCUGCCGGAUCUCAUCGCUUAUGGUCACAUCGAACAUUCGAAGCUAAAUGGCCACUAAAACUAUGGUUUCUUAUAUUCCAAGCAAUCACAAUGAAUGGCAGUGCUCUUUCUUAUGCUCGCGAUCAUCGAACACAUCAUAAAUAUUCGGAUACUGAUGGUGACCCAAAGAAUCCAACUCGUGGUCUAUUUUAUUCUCAUAUUGGUUGGUGGUUAGUAAAGAAAACCGAAUCAGUCAAGCAAGCCGGCCGAAAACUAGAUUUUUCCGAUCUCUAUGAAGACAAAUUGGUCUAUUUUCAGCACAAAUUUUAUAUUCCAAUUUUCAUCUUGUUUGGUAUGAUUAUUCCAACCGUUAUUCCGGUUAUUCUUUGGAAUGAAGAUCCUUGGUCAUCUUUUUCCAUUUGUGUUAUUCUUCGUAUAUUCGUAGUGUUGCAUCAUCUGUUUACGGUAAAUUCACUUGCUCAUUAUUUUGGCUAUAGACCAUACGAUUUCCGAAUACUGCCAGCCGAUCAUCGUUUUGUUAAUUAUAUUUCUUUCGGAGAAGGUCUACAUAAUUAUCAUCAUGUGUUUCCAUUCGAUUAUCGCAUCAACGAUCGUCCACAAUGGGAAUUGUUCAAUCCUCCCGGAACUUUCAUUCAUACUUGUGCUCUUUUGGGGUUGGCAUAUGAUUUAAAAAUUGCUUCACCUGCAGUAGUGAAAGGAGUUGUUAGCCGAAGAGGUGUUCGAGCAUUGUAUGAUCCAAUUCGAAGUUUGAAAUUCCGUGUCAUGAAUGCUAUAUUCGAUUGGAUAUUCGGAAUAUCAACCGCUCUAUGGCUUAUUUAUCCAGCAUUGUUUUUCAAAUUAGCAACACAACGCGUUAUCUAUAUUUGA